Messenger RNA from Phytophthora nicotianae INRA-310, 4137 nucleotides. RefSeq lists its product as hypothetical. The transcript has a single exon. Gene Ontology annotation, molecular function: ATP hydrolysis activity; ATP binding; ABC-type transporter activity. The record is from RefSeq and is a predicted model, not a curated record. Gene Ontology annotation, biological process: transmembrane transport. Gene Ontology annotation, cellular component: membrane. Lineage: Eukaryota; Oomycota; Peronosporomycetes; Peronosporales; Peronosporaceae. The coding region runs from base 13 to 4080 and encodes 1355 amino acids.
UGAAUUCGUGGUAUGACGUAUGAUGCGUCCAGCAUGGACCGCUAUGGCACCUUCGACGGCGGUGGUGAAGGCACUAGCGUCGGAUCCAGCGCACGAUGCCGAGUGCGGCGUCGUUCAUCUUCUUCGUCGCAUUCAGGUGCACAGGUUAAUGCCGCUUUCAUCCCCGAAUAUCCUCCCAACGCCUCCGUAGACCUCCGGCCGUGUCUGGUUAACGAGGCUUCAGCGUCCUGGCUGUCACGCCUCGGCUUUCUCUUCGUGGAGCCACUCGUGGCGCUCGGAGGUGCGCGCCGCCUACGUCUUCAAGAUCUAUGGACACUUGAGCCCGAGAAUACGUCGGAACAGGCCGAGAGACGCUUCCGUGCCGCGUACACUGCAACCGGCGAUCUGAUGGCCGCCAUCUUGCGCACUGAGUGGCGCGCCAUCGUGUACAGUGGUGGCCUAGGAUUGUGCUCGGCCAUAAGUGCCUGUUGCGUCCCUAUACUUCUCUUCAAACUGUUGACAGCCGCCAUGGACCCCGAGAGCGAGCACCGGUCCGUGCUGGAGCUGCUACUGCUGCUGGUAGGUAUCCACGUGGCCGUCAUGCUGGCCGUGUUGUUCGACCGCCACGCGCGCUUCAGGAUGUUCAAGGCUCAGCUCCGUGUCGUGUCCUCUAUCCGUCUCCUAGUCUUCGCCAAGUCAGUUCAACGGCCAGUUAAGGGCCGUCACGGCACGAGCACCAGUAUCGCCGCCAUCGCCACGCUCUACUCGUCCAACCUCGUACAGUUGAGCUGGCUGCUCAUCCGAUUCCACGACAUGUGGACGUCCACUGUUCAGCUCUCGGUACUGCUCUUCAUCUUACACCACACGUUACAGACAAGCGCGACUGUAAUCCUGUCGUCUCUGGCUGUCAUCAUAGGCGGCUUAUCAGUGUUGACGGCGCUUUCAGCCAGGAUGCUGCAAUGGUACACCAAGAAACGGGCCAAGACGCUGGCCACAGUAAACGAGUGCUUUAAAGGGAUCCAGUCCAUCAAACUGUACGCGUGGGAAGAUAAAAUCCUGUCCAAGAUCAUGUCAGCCAGACGAAAAGAAGAGAAGAGGAAGUUAUGGGAAGCAGCCUUCCGAAUUCUUCGCUACUGCUGUGUGUGGGAGGCACCAGCGUUCGCAUCAGUCGCGAUUUUUACAUCCCUAGCUGCGCGUGCAGGUUUCUUCUCGCCUGCCACGGUGUUCACAGCUUUGAUUUUGAUCGACCAUGUCCAAGUUGAACUGCACGGACUGAUUAUGGGCAUCCGAGUAAUGAUCGACGGGCGUGUUGGACUGCGUAAAAUCGGCCAUUAUCUCCGGUAUUGCGAUAAAUUCGCCAUCGAUACGACUGAUGGGACUACAGAGGAGACAGAGCGCAAGACGUACCCUGAUGGUGUUGUGGCUGUCAUGGAGAAUGUAGAUUUAUCAGUAGGAUACCAUUCGCCCACGACGGUUCUGGCCAAUGUCAACCUGCGUGUGAAUGCAGGGGAACUUGUAGUGAUCCACGGAAAGGCUGGAGCCGGGAAGACGACGCUCCUGACUGGAUUCCUAGGUGACGUUGCCUGUGUGAAGGGCAGUGUGUUUCUGUCACCACACUACAAGGUCGCGUAUUGUUCGGAGCAGCCAUGGCUACAGACUCUGAGCAUCAGAGAAAAUGUACUUUUCGGGUAUCCUUUCUAUGAAGCCAAGUACUAUCGCGUGUUGGAUGCCUGUUGCUUGUUGGAAGACCUCGAGAGCUUGCCCGAUGGAGACGACACGAUGGUCGGACCGAAAGGAAUUAACCUCUCUGGCGGCCAGAAAUCUCGCAUCGCUCUGGCCCGAACUCUGUAUUCUGAUGCAGACGUGUAUCUGCUUGAUCGCCCAUUGGCUAGUGCCGACGCCAUUGUACAAAGCGACGUGUUUCGGAAAUGUUUCCUGGAGUUACUUCGCUACAAGACAAUUAUUGUUGCCACGCACAACCCGGAAGUCGUGGAGUCCGGUUUUGUUGAUCGCUUGUGGCACGUUAAUGAAACUUCAGUGGCGGAGACCUGUCGCGGUGGAUCCUCUUCAACUUCCACAGGAACCGCAAGCCGUCGUGCUCGUCGGCUUGCAGAUAUUCCGCCCUGGCGCAUUAGUCGCAACGAGGAGAAUACGGGCGAAGAGUACUCCCCAUUUGCUAUGGAUAACCAGCAGAUUCAAGAGGUUCGGACACGGAUAUUCCACGGGGGCCGUCGAUCGGCGUCGAAAGUGGCUUUAAUCCCUAAGUGUGACUUGACUCGGCACACAGUGGAUGGAGUUGCAAAGGAGAUUUGGUGGCCGAGUCGUGGACGUAAUUCUUCUCUAAUCGCCUGCGCUCUCUUUGUCACUUACGGUCUCGUGGAGGUGGCGAAGAGCUUGUGGUUGGUGCACUGGAGUAAUAUGACGUGGACGUACGUCGAUAUGUGGAAAGCGACGGUCGUCUACGGUUUGCUGAGCGUCGCAGCGUUCGUUGUUCUGCUUGUUAGCUCUGCAGUGAUCUUUUAUGUGCUCUCCAGACGUGCUAAGAGUACCUUCAGUGACGUGACCCAGUCCCUCCUCCGUGCCCCCAUGUCUGUGCUGUAUCAAACUCCAAUCGGUGAAAUCCUGGCGCGUUACUCGACGGAUAUGCAAGUGAUCGACGGGUUGAUGUCGUUCCCUUUGGUGUUUCUGUUUCGAAGUACUGUAUCGAUUGCGGCUGCAUUAGGGAUAAUGUGCUAUCUGCUGGGUGUUACAGGCGCAGUUUUCGCGGCUCUGACGGCGUACAUGUGCAUAGGCAUGGUGGACAAGCGUCUAUUUGCUCAGGUUUACUCGCUGAGAGCAGAACUUGAGGCUGCAGACCUGAAUUUCGUUUCAGAAACUUUGGACGGAGCUGCAGUCAUCCGCUCGUUUGGAGCCGACCAGGUGGAGCGUGUUUGUCUGCAUCACGGCAAAAUGGUUGACGAUAGAUCACGGAUAGCCACCGUUGUGGAGGUGUUUACUCAUUGGCUGUAUAUUCGAUGCAGCCUUUUGGUAGCGGUCUUCUUGUUCUGUUUAGCUCUUCUUCUGACACAUGGAGGACUACAAGCGAGCACGCUGGGUCUGAUGCUUCACUGUAUCUACAGUAUUCAGCGUGACUUUGUCUCGUUCUCGGUGGGGAUCCUGAACAGCUCGGUCAACAUGUUCAGCAUUGCCAACCUGAAAAAGUUCCAGCAUAUUCCACCUGAAGAAAACAUAGAACAGAAGGGGGUCCAGCAACGCCUAAGUGCUCCUCUUCAAUGGCCUACGACUGGUGCUGUCGUUUUCGAUCACGUAUUCUUUCGAUACGACAUGGCACAAAAAGACAGCGAUCUAUCAAGUUGCGCACUGAAAGACGUGACGUUUUCAGUUGCUGGUGGUGAAAAGAUUGGCGUUGUGGGGAGAACUGGAUCCGGCAAGAGCUCGCUUGCCAUGGCAAUGUUGCAAAUGCACAGCUUACCACGUGGUCGGAUUCGUAUCGAUGGAGUAGACAUCAGUCGUCUACAUUUGCGUGACAUCCGUAGUCGGAUCUGUAUCAUCCCGCAAACCCCGUUGUUCUAUCGGUGCUCUAUUCGUCGAUACUUAGACCCGUUCAAGGAGUUUAAUGACGAUGCGUUAUGGGAAGUUCUAGUCAAGACUGGUCUCUGUGAUACCCCCGGGCCAGUUAGUGACGGUGGCGAAGUUAGCGAAGAAGAGGUUUACACUGGAGAGCAAGCUACAAGCCGAGUGAUCGUGACGAACCUAGACAUGAGGCUGGCAGAGAAUGGAGAAAACUGGAGCAUGGGCGAGCGGCAGAUGCUGGUGCUGGCGCGAUCGCUUCUGAAACCUGCUCGGGUUCUCAUCUUGGAUGAAGCGUUCUCGUCUGUGGAUCAAAAGUGCGAUAAGAAGCUUCUUGAAGUUGUUGAGAAGGAGUUCGUGAACUCAACGAUCUUUCUCAUCACACAUCGACUCGACCAGGUUCUGGGCUUCGACCGAAUCAUAGUGAUGCAAGGUGGGACGGUUGCUGAGUAUGGAGCUGCAGAAGACCUCGUCACGGACCCUGAUAGCGCAUUUUACGAGUUUUUGGAGACCACAUUGCUCACAUUUUAGAGUUCAUGAUUUUGAUUUAUUAUCUUCGUAAUGAAAAGUAUUAGAUGCUUCCCUCAC